UUCUCUGCAGUGUAGUCGGUCCUCACGACAGGACUUAACUUGUACCCAUUUAAUACGUGAAUGAAGAUUUUGGAAACAUCAUGCGCCGUUUGGGUAAUGAAGAAACAGUCACAUUCCGACACUACGAGGAUAGAAGUGAAUAAACGACAAAGGGUGAGCACAUUUUCAAAGGAAAAUUGAAAGAAAUAGGCUACAUCUCAUCAAUGUAAACAAAACGUGUUUGUGCGCUUAAAACCACCAGCGUUUAUGAAGCGAGUUUUCAUCUUUUUUGUCUGUCUUGAGCUGGUGCGCUUUUCCUCCUCCUGAUGUUCAGCUUCCUCUGGGGGGGUCAUGCUGUGGCCAGCUGCCUUGCUCUCACUUUCAUGCUUCUUCUGCACAUCUUGGAUGUGUGUGUGUCAGAAUGCCCAGAGAGCUGCGUCUGCUCAGAGAGUGUCGACGGUGGGCUGAUGGUCCGUUGUAGAGACAUGAACUUAAUUGCGGUGCCACGUGGCCUUCCGAACAACACAAGACAUCUAUACCUAGACAACAACCUGCUCUUUACUAUACCAUCUGAUUCAUUUAUAGGGCUCCCACUGCUGUUCAAACUAGAUCUUUCCCACAACAGACUGGUGCAUCUGGAGCCAGGAGCCUUUCGAGACCAAGCGGGCUCGUUAAGCAGCUUGGACCUUUCUUUUAACCUGCUGGAGACACUGGACCCCGAGGCGUUUGGCGACCUCAGAGCCCAGACUAACCUCUCUCAUAACCCGUGGCUGUGUGACUGCCGUCUGCAGAUGGCUAUGCCACAGCUGCUCUUAGAUCCCUCCUCCCUCGCUGAGGUGGUGUGCAACACUUCUGAACCCGAGGAGCUGGGUGCUCAAGGUAUGCCAUUCAUCCUGGUGGCGACUGAUCUUGACUUUUGCGCAACGCUCCGGAGGACCACUGACUUUGCUAUGCUAGUAACGAUGUUUGGCUGGUUUACAAUGGUUAUAUCCUAUUUAGUGUACUAUAUAAGGCACAACCAAGAAGAUGCCAUCCGCCAUCUAGCAUAUCUCAAGUCUCUCCCAAACAGACAGGACAGGUCUGGGGAGUCACUGACACGUAGCACCUGGUUGUAAAGUAAAUAAGAAAAAAAAUACUGAAUCUACUUUAAAACUUUUAUUUAUAGUGAGAAGAUGAAACAUAAAAUUCUUACAUUUUGCUCAUUAACUCUUUCCCCGCCAGCAUUAAAAAAAAAAAAGUUGCCAGCCACCACCAGCGAUUUUGAUGAUUUUCACUAAAAUUUGAUGGCCUACCGUAUAUUUUGUUGUAUGAAUAUUUGAAUAUGCAAUAAACCAAAAUAAAGAUCAAAGCCUCUACUUUUAAACAAAAAAAAAUCUGUUUUAUUCUAGCUUAAAGCAUUCUUUUUUUUAUCAACACUUGAUAUAGGUUUCAUAAAAAUUUAUAAUUUUGAGCAAAAAGGUGAGAAAAUCACACUUUAUUAUCAAGAACUCAAUACAAUUAUCAAAGCAUAAAUCCUGUAAUUCGCUUCCAUCAACACCUCCAAAGCUUGCACAGCCAUAUACCACUUCCUGGAUCAUCAUUCGACUCCAUAACAUUAUGCAGUUUUCAUUUAUAUGCUGUCUAUUGAUGAUGAUCGCAUUAUUUAUGAAAUGCAUCUGUUUUAUAAGAGACAAGCUAGUUUUUCCGUCCUGUUCACGGGUGUUUUGUUCGGGAGGUUUUGUACUUGUUCAGAAUAGGUGUAAUGGAGCCCCCGAAUGUAUAACAGUGAAAACAUGAAAAGCCAUAAAAACUCUUCAAUUGCGGGGAAGCACUGUCUUCUAAAUGACGAGAUAACUCGUCAAUGGUGGGGAAAGAGUUAAAGGGACAGUUCACCCAAAAAUGAAAAUUCUGUCAUUCAUUACUCAGCCUCAUGUCCUUACAAACUCCUAAGACCUUCAUUUAUCUUCAGAACACAAAUUAAGAUAUUUUUGAUGAAAUCCAGGAGCUUUCUGAGCCUCUAUAGACAGCAAAGCAGCUGACACAUUCAAGGCCCAAAGAGGUAGUAAGGACAUCUUUAAAAUAGUCCAUGUGACAUCAGUGGUUCAUUCUUAAAUUUA
Molecule: messenger RNA, 2075 nt
Organism: Carassius auratus (goldfish)
Lineage: Eukaryota; Metazoa; Chordata; Actinopteri; Cypriniformes; Cyprinidae
Gene: lrrc3cb
Product: leucine rich repeat containing 3Cb
Exons: 2
Coding region: 306-1094 (262 amino acids)
Cellular component (GO): plasma membrane
Molecular function (GO): protein binding
Source: RefSeq, a predicted model, not a curated record